Tigriopus californicus is the source of this 418-nucleotide messenger RNA. It is a transcript of the gene ND-B8, whose product is annotated as NADH dehydrogenase [ubiquinone] 1 alpha subcomplex subunit 2-like. The transcript has a single exon. The coding region runs from base 85 to 363 and encodes 92 amino acids. Lineage: Eukaryota; Metazoa; Arthropoda; Copepoda; Harpacticoida; Harpacticidae. The record is from RefSeq and is a predicted model, not a curated record.
UAUGGCAAGCCUGAGUGAGGCAAAACAAAUCUCCAUUUUGGCCUGAAACAAGGCAGUGAGUUCUUCGAAUUGGUUGGGUUCGCCAUGUCGUCCGUGCCGCGAUUUGCCGCCACUUCCCUCAAGGAGCUCCGCAUCCAUCUGUGUCAGAAAUCACCGGCCUCCCAAGGAGUGCGCGACUUUGUGUCGAAGCACUAUCACGGUCUCAAGAGCGAAAAUCCCCAGUUUCCCAUCAUGAUCCGCGAAUGCAGCGGGAUCACCCCCAAAAUCUGGGCCCGCUACGCCUACGGACAAGAGCAAUUCGAAGAUGUGUCCAAUAAAAACGCGGAUCAAGUGCUCCAGACCAUUCGUGGACUAGCCAAAUAGACACCACACGCCGUGACAGUCAUCUUUAAUAAAUGAUUAUGUAGAGUAUCUGGCA